AUGGACGACGUCCGGACUCUUAUCUCUACCCUCCAUCGAAGCAUCACCCUGCUCCUGCCUUUCACAGACCCCUCCAAACCGCUGGUGCAAGAUGUAGCGCACACAAUCGCCCUCUGCGCCAUCCUCUACUACGCUCCUCACUUCCUCGAGCGAUACCGCGUCUAUCAGCAGCGACUCCACCAUGUACAUCCCCCAGUAGUAACAACGCCGGCCACACCUACCGAGACGCCCGGCAUGGAAGCCAUGGAGGGCCCUGGAGCACCGCAACAUCAAGUACACGACCCACUACCAGCCAAUCCCACAAACCAGCCUCCAGCCGCACCCCUCGAACCUCUCGACGACGACGCUCCUCCUCUCCUCGUACCCGCUGGACCCGAGCCCGAUUCCGACCCCGAAGAUGGCCCCGCAGCCCGCCCCAUCCGCGCUCCCCGCCAAACCGUCGGCGCCAAAAAAGCCAAAUCCCUCGCUCGCCGCGAUCAGCGCCGCGCCUACCACGAGUUCCAGCGCUCACGCGGAGAAGCACAACGCGCUGCCGACGCUGCUGGGGCUGCGGAACGAGAGGCCGCACUUGCAGCUGAGCGGUCACGGCGCGCUGCUGUCGAGGCUGAGCUAGAGGAGAGGACAAGGCGGGAGCGGGAGGAGAAGAGGACUAGGGAGGAGGAGGAACGGAGGGAGGAGACAAGGGUCAGGGGAGAGGUUGUGAGGGUUGUAGGGGAAGGGUUGGAGAGGAGAGGAUGUGUGGAUUUGGGGGACGUAGCGAGGGGCGUAGGAAGAGAGAGGGGGUGGGUUGAGAAGUUGGUGAGGGUUUCGGGUUUGGUUGGGGGACGGAAGGAGGAUGGGGUUGUGGCGAUGGUGACGGGGAGGGGGUGGGUUGUUAGGGUUGACGAGGGGAUCAUGAGGGAGUCGUAUAGGAUCGCGCUGGAGGACGACCACCAGAGAAAACUGAAGGUCACUUUUGAAGAGUUGGGUAGCAUCAUCGAGGGCGUAGUAGUGGCUAGGGCCACGACUGGAAAGCGCGCAGGAUGA
This is a messenger RNA of Coniosporium apollinis CBS 100218, 1026 nucleotides long. RefSeq lists its product as uncharacterized. The transcript has a single exon. Lineage: Eukaryota; Fungi; Ascomycota; Dothideomycetes. Bases 1 to 1026 code for a protein of 341 amino acids. The record is from RefSeq and is a predicted model, not a curated record.